GGUCUGCAAGGAUGCUGGCUGUACCGGAGACGGGCCUGCAGGGGCUGUACAUUGAAGCCUGAGGCCCGAGUCCCACAGCAGGCUCUCUUCUCCGUGGUGGUGGCCAUUGACUUUGGCACCACGUCCAGUGGCUAUGCCUUCAGCUUUGCCAGUGACCCUGAGGCCAUCCACAUGAUGAGGAAAUGGGAGGGCGGAGACCCGGGCGUAGCCCACCAAAAGACCCCUACCUGCCUGCUGCUCACCCCGGAAGGCGCCUUUCACAGCUUUGGCUACACAGCCCGCGACUACUACCACGAUUUGGAUCCCGAAGAGGCUCGAGACUGGCUUUACUUCGAAAAGUUCAAGAUGAAGAUCCACAGCGCCACUGAUCUCACCUUGAAGACACAGCUGGAGGCUGUAAAUGGAAAGAAAAUGCCCGCCCUGGAGGUGUUCGCCCACGCCCUGCGAUUCUUCAAGGAGCAUGCCCUUCAGGAGUUGAGGGAGCAGUGCCCGUCGAUGCCAGAGAAGGACACUGUGCGCUGGGUGCUGACGGUACCCGCCAUCUGGAAGCAACCGGCCAAGCAGUUCAUGCGAGAGGCUGCCUAUCUGGCUGGCCUGGUGUCCCGAGAGAAUGCUGAGCAGUUACUCAUUGCACUGGAGCCCGAGGCUGCCUCAGUCUACUGCCGCAAACUUCGUCUGCACCAGCUCGUGGACCUGAGUGGCCUGGCCCCUAGGGGCGGGCGCCUGGGGGAGCGUCGCUCCAUUGACUCCAGCUUCAGGCAGGCCCGCGAGCAGCUUCGGAGAUCCCGCCACAGCCGUACAUUCCUGGUGGAAUCUGGUGUCGGAGAGCUGUGGGCAGAGUUGCAAGCAGGAGAUCGCUACAUGGUGGCAGACUGCGGGGGAGGCACUGUGGACUUGACGGUGCACCAACUGGAGCAGCCUCAUGGCACCCUCAAGGAACUCUACAAGGCGUCAGGCGGCCCCUAUGGUGCAGUGGGCGUCGACCUGGCCUUUGAACAGCUGCUGGGCCGCAUCUUUGGCGAAGAUUUCAUCACCACUUUCAAAAGGCAACGGCCCGCGGCCUGGGUGGACCUAACCAUCGCCUUUGAGGCUCGAAAACGCACUGCUGGUCCGCACCGUGCAGGCGCGCUCAACAUCUCCCUGCCCUUCUCCUUCAUCGACUUCUACCGCAAGCAGCGAGGCCACAAUGUGGAGACAGCCCUUCGCAGGAGCAGUGUGAAUUUCGUGAAGUGGUCCUCGCAGGGGAUGCUUCGGAUGUCCUGUGAGGCCAUGAACGAGCUCUUCCAACCUACUGUCAGCGGGAUCAUCCAGCACAUUGAGGUACUACUGGCUCAGCCUGAGGUGCAAGGUGUGAAGUUGCUGUUCCUGGUGGGCGGCUUCGCUGAGUCUCCUGUGCUGCAACAUGCAGUGCAGGCGGCCCUGGGCGCCCGUGGUCUGCGCGUCGUCGUCCCGCAUGAUGUGGGCCUCACCAUUCUCAAGGGUGCCGUGCUCUUUGGGCAGGCACCAGGCGUGGUGCGGGUGCGCCGCUCGCCGCUCACCUACGGUGUGGGUGUACUCAACCGCUUUGUAGAUGGGCGUCACCCGCCUGACAAGCUACUGGUUCGUGAUGGUCGUCGCUGGUGCACCGACGUCUUCGAGCGUUUCGUGGCCGUUGAGCAGUCGGUGGCCUUGGGUGAGGAGGUGCGGCGCAGCUACUGCCCGGCGCGCCCAGGCCAGCGGCGUGUGCUCAUCAACCUGUACUGUUGCACAGCUGAGGACGCCCGCUUCAUCACCGACCCGGGAGUGCGCAAGUGCGGCGCGCUCAGUCUCGAGCUGGAGCCAACAGUCAGUGGCUCCGACCCUGCUGGCGCACACCCUGGACGCCGCGAGAUACGCGCCGCCAUGCAGUUUGGCGACACUGAGAUUAAGGUCACCGCAGUCGAUGUCAGCACCAACCGCUCUGUGCGAGCCGCCAUUGACUUUCUUUCCAACUGAGGGCGCACAGGGCGCCAAGUGGCAUCGCCCACCUAGUGCUCUGCCCUGCCCGCCGUCUCUUUGGUCUCUGUGGAGUGGGCUGGGCAGCCAAAUCUGCUUGUUCAGUGAUCAGCGAAGCACCCCAUCCCCCGCCCAGAGCCCAGGGGAUAUGAGGUCACAGAGGGUGGGUGAGGACACAUCCAGAGACACUGAUUUGGG
Chrysochloris asiatica (Cape golden mole) is the source of this 2172-nucleotide messenger RNA. RefSeq names its product heat shock 70kD protein 12B (gene HSPA12B). Lineage: Eukaryota; Metazoa; Chordata; Mammalia; Afrosoricida; Chrysochloridae. Bases 172 to 1974 code for a protein of 600 amino acids. The record is from RefSeq and is a predicted model, not a curated record. The transcript is spliced from 11 exons.